UUCCAUUUAUUUAGUUUUACAUUUGAUCAUGAAGGAUUACCUUACAUCUUCCAGGUUGGCACGGAAACAAGUUUUUGUUAACGGGAAGGAUACAGAAGCUACGCUAUCUGAAAUUACACUGCCUCGAGUUCGAAAAAAAGCUUGCCACUUGGAGAGUCGUCUGGACAAAUCAUUGGAAGCUGGCCUGCAUCUAUUGAGGGUUAUAAGAUUCCAGUAUCAUUAUCUGCAUCAUUCAGAACAUUCGACAGAUCAGCAAACGGUACAUAGCGGCGAUGAUUCUAAUGUCAGCAGCAAUCCUUCUAUGGAUGCCGUUAAGCAUUCGAGAAAUCACUGCAUACGCCGUCGAGAAGAUCGUUGAACCGGAAAAUCCCAUCACCAAUGAGAAUAUGUACGCCGACUAUCCGUAUCUUCGCGAGUUGGACAUGAGCUAUCAAACGGCAUUCGACUUUCCAAUGCAUCAGGUUCUUCUGGAUCACGAACGACUAUCGGCAUACAUUUGCAAUUAUUGCGGAAUCCAAUCAAUCUACAAUCAAUCUCUAUCCAAACUGCCACACCUAACGUUGAUUGUGUUGAAACAUAACGCUCUAAAGUACGUGCAUCCUGAUUCAUUCCAGCACAACUCCCGACUGGAUCAUAUAGAUUUAUCAGGCAAUCAGCUGGUAACGAUUAACUCACAAGCCACUCUGCGACAUAUAUCUUCAGUAUCGAUAUUAAAUCUGAGUCAAAAUAGGAAACUGGAUAUCAAUCGAGUGAAGCUAGAAUGCGAUAGACUAAUGAUUUUCAGCUGUAACAAUUGCGCAACAACCUACCUGGACCGAAAUUCGUUCGCUGGCAUGUCCAGACUUUCACACAUUAACUUCAAUGAGAAUAUGGUCGAUCAGAUCCAUUACGAUGCACUGGAAUGGUUGAGUUAUUUGAAAACUCUUAACAUCGAUGGGAACCGUAAUUUAACGAUGUUGAGCUUCUCGUCAAAUUCGUUAAAAUGGUUAAGUGCCGAAAAUUGUUCACUGGAAGGAACUUUGCAAACAUCCCAUCUACCAGAGCUGAAAACCAUCAAUGUGCGGGGAAACCGCAUUACAAACUUGGAUGAGCUUAGUCUCGUAACUAAUCGGAAGAUCAACACUUUACUGUUGGACGACAACGAACUUGAAAAAAUACCAAAGAUACUCAUAAAGCUACCAGAGUUGCAGCGCCUUUGCCUCGACCGAAAUCUUUUGCAACCGUAUGAAAAUAUCGAUGAAGCAGCUUUAGUGUAUAAAAAACGAUUUUUGAGGCAGAAUUGUUCUCAAGACGAUAUCUUCCAUCACAAGUUUGAGUACUAUCUAACGAAUAAAAACGGAGUGGCAGUUUACAAGAAGAAUCCAGUACACAGUGUUUCCAAUAAUGGUGCCACGAUAGAUCUAUCAGGCCGGAAUAUUGUUUUCAUCGAACAAGAUUACCUCAUCGACUAUGCAAAUGUAUUGGAAUUUAUGUUUGACAACAAUCAACAGUUUGACUUCAAGGAAUCGAUGCCGUUCCUUGAGAGCUAUUCUGUCGAAAUUUUGUAUAUGCGGAACUGCUCAAUUACUGCUCUCAACAGCUCUACAUUCGAGAAACUUCCAAAACUUACUUCCCUGCAUCUUCAAGGCAAUCAGAUUCUAUCACUUCAAGGUACAUCAUUUUAUCCACAACAUGGACUGACAUACAUAAACUUGGCCGGGAAUAAUCUUCAGUUGAUAUCGAUUACAGCGUUUCUAUUACUCGGUUUAUUGAAAGUACUUAUUUUGGACGAUAAUCAACAUUUUUGGAGAACUAACAGAAGGCAUUUUCUUAUAAGCACAUCGAUAAGCAAUCUAAGCUGUGAAAACUGUGGAGUUGAACAAUUGACCGACGAAACUUUCAAUAUGAUGCCAAAUUUGCGAGCGCUGAACUUGCAUAAUAAUAAUUUGAAAUCCUUCGAUCUCAAUCCUCUGAAUGAACUGGAAACACUUUGUAUAGAUGACGCAUAUCUCGACGAUACAACUCUUCAUAAACUUGAAAAGCACUUCGACCGAGUGACUGAGCUAGAAGCUGGCUGUAAAAAGCAAAGUUUAUCCAGGCUAUUGAGAAGUAAAAUCAAUAGCAGAAAUAUUCUUUAUGAUAUUGCUGACGCAACUGCGAUGACAGAUGCCACGGAGGAAACGAUCAUUGAGAGAUCUUUUGCCGGAAGUACAUUUGAGAGUUUUGCCCGUAGAUCAGCUGGUCAGGCGAUCGGUCUUAAUAUAUUAGUAAUUCUAAUUACGUCGCUGCUGACAUUCCAACUUUAUGGAUCGCACUCACACAUACAUAGUGUGAGGGAGCAGAAUUUACUUCAUAAUGACCAGAAAAAUGUCAACGCCCAGCCCAACUGUUCCGGCAAUGAAAAUUCGACGGACUCGGCAUCUUCGGAAGAAUCUGUUAUUCAAAAGCGUAAUGACCACCAAUACCAGCAGCAGGAAAAGGAGCGGGGAGCGAUUGCACGGGAGUAA
This is a messenger RNA of Aedes aegypti (yellow fever mosquito), 2486 nucleotides long. Its product is annotated as toll-like receptor 13. NCBI's taxonomy places the organism in Eukaryota, Metazoa, Arthropoda, Insecta, Diptera, Culicidae. Gene Ontology annotation, molecular function: protein binding. The transcript is spliced from 4 exons. The coding region runs from base 273 to 2486 and encodes 737 amino acids. The record is from RefSeq and is a predicted model, not a curated record. Gene Ontology annotation, cellular component: extracellular matrix.